AUCAAAUAUUCCUUUGAAUCCAUACAUUCGUACACUUUCACUCGAGUAGUUCUUGUAAUUUAUUCCUCGACAGCUUUAAUGAUAUAGCGGCUUUCGUUUAUUUAUUUACAUAACGUAGCAGCAUCAGAGAGUGCAUCCGAUUUCCGAUGAAGUGACAAUAAAAAAUCCCGGAAGAAAACAAAACAAGAUGAGAUUCCCUUCGAUUAUUCCACAAACGUACUCCAGUAUUCUCGUUGUAUUAUUUUGUUUGCUCAAAGUCGCUUGCACGGCAAACAUCUUGGGACUCUUUGGAUUCGGAUCGCGAAGUCAUCAUAUCUGGCAUAAAAACAUUGUCGAAUCACUGGCAGAGCGUGGGCAUAAUUUGACGGUCCUCUCGCCAAUUAAGGAGACGCUGAAAGUACCAAAUGCCCAUUACAUUCAUCUCGAGGGCGUCUUUCACUAUGCCAACAAGAACGACAGUUUUGACUUGCUCAAUUUGGCGGAUGAGGGUUUUAUUCAGCACAUUUUCACGACGCACGAAUAUUGCGAGGGGGUUUGUCAAGGAAUUCUCGCGUCAAAUGGCUUUCAGCAACUCUUGGACUAUCCGGAGGACUUUAAAGUGGAUCUUGUGUUGUACGAUUUUACGUGUGGCCCGUGUUUGCUUGGCUUUUUGCCGAAAUUCAAGGAUCCACCGUUGGUAUCAAGUACUGCCUUCAACAAUCCACCCGCCUCUACGGAAAUUAUCGGGGGCCACAAGCAACAUGCAUACGUGCCUUACUAUCAGCUAAGUUACGGCAGUCAAAUGACCAUGAGACAACGGGCCUUGAACUUGUUCCUGCAUCAAUUUGAGAUUUUACAUCGUCGCUAUUUCCUGGUUCCUCGUUUGGAUAAAAUGGUUCGUCGACGUUUUAAUACCACAGACUUACCUUACCUGGGUGACUUGGAGCGUCAAACAGCCCUCAUGCUGGUCAACACGCAUCCCUUGAUCGAAAUUUCGGAGCCAUUGCCGCCAAAUUGCAUCCCGGUCGGCAUGUUACAUAUCAAGGAACCGAAACCGCUGGAAGAUUCCUUGCGUGCGUUCAUCGAAGCUGGCGAAAAAGGUGCCAUUCUCUUCUCACUCGGCUCGAAUAUCCGUUCGGACUUGCUCACAAAAACGCAUCAAAAGAUGUUUUUAGAGGCUUUUAGACGCACGCCCGAACUAAAUUUCCUCUGGAAGUUCGAAUCAGACUUGGAUCUCGAAUUGCCGCCAAAUGUCAUCAUCAGUCCGUGGUUCCCGCAAAACGAUAUUCUCGCGCAUCCGCGAGUUCGGGGCUUUAUCACGCACUCCGGGCUGCAUAGUACUUACGAGGCAUUGUAUCACGGCGUGCCAAUGGUGUCAAUUCCCUUCUUUGCCGACCAACAUCGAAAUGCGCAACGAUGCGUUUUGGCUCGUGUUGCUGAACGGCUCGAGCUGAAACACUUGUCCACCGAAAGUAUCGUCGAUGUCAUUCAAAAGGUCUUUCGAUCGACAUAUUAUCGCGAACGGAUUCGCUUCCGCUCGAGUUUGGUGAAGGAUAUGCCGGUGAAGCCCUUGGAUAAUGCAAUCUGGUGGAUUGAAUGGCUCAUGCGACAUCCGGAUAAGAAUUACUUGCGAUCGCCAGUGUUGCAAUUGGGACAAUUUAAAUCGAAUUUAUAUGACUUGAUAGGAGUUUUGUUCGUGGUGACGAUCAUUUUGACGGUUUACAUUACGAAACGCUGCUGUCCUCGCGAACUGGAGAAACGAACGUUGGCAAAGACGAAUUCUGUUAAAGGUCGCAGCAGCACGAAUGGCAAAAAGAAAAGUGAAUGAGAUGAUUUUAUUUUAGUUUUUAACGCUUUAGUCAAUUUAUUUCCGCGUGAGUGACUGAUUUUUAGUCUAAGUAGUCAUUUUCCCAUUCCAAAAUUUUUCCAUUGAAUGUUGAUUUUGUUAAAUAUUUGUUAAGUUUAAUCCUAUUUUGACUGCAAAUAAAAAUUUUAAAAAAGCAUUAAA
Culicoides brevitarsis is the source of this 1987-nucleotide messenger RNA. Its product is annotated as UDP-glucosyltransferase 2-like. Lineage: Eukaryota; Metazoa; Arthropoda; Insecta; Diptera; Ceratopogonidae. The record is from RefSeq and is a predicted model, not a curated record. Gene Ontology annotation, molecular function: UDP-glycosyltransferase activity. Bases 188 to 1807 code for a protein of 539 amino acids. The transcript is spliced from 3 exons.